Molecule: messenger RNA, 1836 nt
Organism: Coregonus clupeaformis (lake whitefish)
Lineage: Eukaryota; Metazoa; Chordata; Actinopteri; Salmoniformes; Salmonidae
Product: UDP-glucuronosyltransferase 2A1
Exons: 6
Coding region: 1-1593 (530 amino acids)
Molecular function (GO): UDP-glycosyltransferase activity
Source: RefSeq, a predicted model, not a curated record
AUGAAGUUGGCAGAGUGCAUACCGGUUUGUAUAAUCAUACAGUUAUGUAUCAUAGGGAGUAUAGACUGUGGAAACAUAUUAGUUUGGCACACUGAAGGCAGUCACUGGAUCAACCUCAAGCCUGUAUUGGAGACUCUGACAGACAGAGGACACAAUGUUACAGUACUGGUGCACAGUGCUUCUCUGUACAUGGACCCCACCGAACGCUCUCGCUUCAGCUACCAACUCUUCAAUGUCUCAGUCUCUGUGGAGGCCUUGGAGGAUUGCCUUGAGGAGUUCAUACACUUUUCCAUGUACGAGAUGGACCACCUGUACUACUGGCAGGUCCACUGGAGACUUUAUGAACUUAUACAAAGACAAAUUCAGUUAAACAUGCAGGUUUUGGAUGGACUGUUAAAGUCGGAGAGCAUCAUGGGGAGACUGAGAGAGGCCAAGUAUGACCUUCUGUUAGCUGAUCCCAUUUGGCCCGGCAGUGAGCUGGUGGCAGAGAUGCUGGGACUUCCUCUGGUGUACACCCUGCGUUUCUCUAUCGCCCACACCUGGGAGCGGCUCUGUGGGCAGCUUCCCGCCCCACCAUCCUACGUCCCCGGUGCCAUGGUAAAAUUAACGGACAAAAUGAGCCUUGCUGAGAGACUGCUGAAUUUCCUGUUCUAUGCGUCCCAGGACAUGACAAUAUACAGUCUGUGGCGUGAUAUAGAUGACUACUACAGUGAGGCUAUGGGAAAGCCAACAACAGCUUGUGAGAUGAUAGGCAACGCUGAUCUCUGGCUGAUCCGUACAUACUGGGACUUUGAGUACCCCCGACCUUUCCUCCCAAACUUCAAGUUUGUUGGAGGAAUCCACUGUAAGCCCGCCAAGCUCUUACCAGAGGACCUGCAGGAGUUUGUGCAGAGCUCUGGAGAUCACGGCGUUGUUGUGUUCACUCUGGGGUCCAUGAUCAGGAACAUGACCACAGAGAAGGCGAAUAUGAUCGCCUCAGCCCUGGGACAGAUACCACAGAAGAUUUUGUGGAGGCACAGUGGGGAGAAACCUGAGACUCUGGCUCCCAACACCAGAGUGUACAACUGGAUCCCACAGAAUGACCUGCUGGGCCACCCAAAAACUAGAGCAUUCAUCACCCAUGGUGGAACCAAUGGAAUCUAUGAGGCUAUUUACCACGGGGUCCCCAUGGUGGGAAUUCCUAUGUUUGCUGACCAGCCAGACAAUAUGAUCCAUAUGGAGGCCAAGGGAGCUGCUGUCAUCAUGGACUUCAACUCCAUGCAAACCCAGGACCUUGUGGAUGGACUCAAUGCUGUGAUCAAUAACCCAUCGUACAAGGAGAACGCCAUGAGGCUGUCCAGAAUCCAUCAUGACAGACCGAUCAGUCCUAAGGAUGAGGCAGUGUUCUGGCUGGAGUUCACCAUGAGAAACAGAGGGGCCAGGCACCUGAGGGUCCAGGCCCACCAGCUCACCUGGUACCAGUACCACAGCCUGGACGUGCUGGCACUGCUUCUGGCUGUCCUGCUGCUCCUCACCCUCCUCUUCAUCAAAACAGGCCUCUUCUGCAUCAGGAGUUGCUGUUAUGGAACCAAGUCCAAAACGAAGGCAGAGUGACAGGUUCAGCCAUAGAAAUAGAAUGAAUAGAACGGUCAUCUCUAUUGAAGUUAUUGAUGGCAUAAUGGGUGGACUGGCAGCCAUUGCGAGUGUACACAUAGGAGCAAGAAAUAAAAGCAGGAAGUAAAAACAUCAACAUGUGUUGUGAUUUGUUGAAUCAACUCAAUUGACAUUACAAAAAAUAGUCCAUUGCAUGAGCCACAUCAGUUAGCAUCAUUUGAAUGAAUAUUCUACAUUACCAUG